Molecule: messenger RNA, 1000 nt
Organism: Triticum aestivum (bread wheat)
Lineage: Eukaryota; Viridiplantae; Streptophyta; Magnoliopsida; Poales; Poaceae
Product: heavy metal-associated isoprenylated plant protein 30
Exons: 2
Coding region: 236-823 (195 amino acids)
Molecular function (GO): metal ion binding
Source: RefSeq, a predicted model, not a curated record
UUACUUACCGCAGCCCACCAUCUCCUCUCCUCCUUCCCAGAUACCAUUCCCUCCACCUCCCCCUAUAAACCACCGCAAGGACACUCACAGAGAGAGGCAACAGCACUCAGCAGCGAGCAAGAAACAAACGCUCGAGCGAGGCAAAGCAAAGCAUUUUCCCAAGCUUGCCGUACGUGCAGUGCACUCUUCUCCUUCUCGCUUCCGGUGAUAUAAGUUGUUGCCGGAGUCGGGGGCCAUGUCUGUGUCGUCGGUGCUGUCGUCGUUCCUGUACGGCUGCUUCAACCCUGCGGGCGGGCGGUACCACCACCACCGCGCCGGAGCCUACUACCACAGCAGCCACCCCACGAGCGCCGACACCAUGUACUACAACCAGAGCGGGUUCGCCGGCGGCCGCAGGAUGGGCCGGAGCAGCAGGCCGCUGUCCCUGCAGACGGUGGAGCUCAAGGUGCGGAUGUGCUGCUCGGGGUGCGCGCGGGUGGUGAAGCACGCGCUGACCAAGCUGCGCGGGGUGGACAGCGUGGAGGUGGAGGUGGAGAUGGAGAAGGUGACGGUGACCGGGUACGUGGAGCGGCACCGGGUGCUCAAGGAGGUGCGGCGCGCCGGGAAGAAGGCCGAGUUCUGGCCCAACCCGGACCAGCCGCUGCACUUCACCACCGCCAAGGACUACUUCCACGACCAGGAGUCGUUCCGCCCCAGCUACAACUACUACCGCCACGGCUACAACGGCGACAAGCACGGCCACCUCCCGGAGCCCCACCGCGGCUCCGACCCCGUCAGCAACAUGUUCAACGACGACGACGUCAACGCGUGCUCCAUCAUGUAGUAGCAAAUCAUCCUCUGGAGGUCGUCUAGUGCUCUCGGCGCCGGCCGGGGCCGGGGAAGAUAGACAAGUGGGCCGCGUGCUCUCUGCUCCUGUAAAGCUAGCGUUGUGGUAUGGACGAUGGAAUGAUCAGUGGUGCCCUCUACGGGCUACACAACGUAGUACGUGCUGUCGAAUAUC